Aegilops tauschii subsp. strangulata is the source of this 894-nucleotide messenger RNA. Lineage: Eukaryota; Viridiplantae; Streptophyta; Magnoliopsida; Poales; Poaceae. The record is from RefSeq and is a predicted model, not a curated record.
AUGGUGAAGAAAUUGCCGAGAUCUCUUGACAACUCCUUUGACACCCUUGCCCUGAUGAUCCAAGAGCGUCCUGAUUACAAGUCACUUGAUCCCGCUGAUAUUCUUGAGAGGCUCAAUACUCAUGAAUUUCAGCAAGCUGAGAAGAGGGAUAUGUAUGGUCCCAGCUAUGGACGACCUCAUGCUCUAAAGGCAAAGGCUAAAGCAAAGGCAAUUUCACCAUCUAAAGAGGAAGAAGAAGUGUCAGAAUGCAGUACUGAUGAUGCCGAGGAAAUUGGCAGAGAAUUGGCUAUGCUUGUGAGGAAGUUCCAGAAGUUCUCCAAAAGGAACCGCUUUGGAAAGUGUUCAAAGUAUGAUUCAAAGAACAAUGAAGCUUCUGCUCGAGACUACGACAAAAGAACUUGCCACAAAUGCAAGAAGCCAGGCCAUUACAUUGCUAAUUGCCCCCUCUGGAAAAAGGGAUCAAAGAAGAAAAAGUCUAGCAAGGAUGACGAUUAUGAUGACAAAAAGAAGAAGUCAUCAAAUUCUUCAUCAAAGUCCUCAUCAAAGAAUAAAAGCACCUCUGGUAGAGAUCGCACUUUCAUUGGGAAGGAAAUGGAUUUCGAGGAAGAAUCUGAGGAAGCUGAGGAAUCUAAGGAGGAAUCUGGCUCUAGGGUUGCAAGUUUGGCUCUCACUACUGAGUUUGUCAGCAAGUCCAUCUUCGAUCAUGAUGGAAAAAGUGACUCCACCAACUCAGAAGACUGUGCUGAUGACUACACUCCCACCUAUUGCUUCAUGGCAAGAGCUGAAAGUUCAAAUGCUUCAACUACUACUAUAGCUUCAAAUGUCUCUGUGGUUUCAAUUCCCUCAUCUGAGGAGACCACUUGUGUCACUGACGAAAAUGCAGGUCUGAAGUAA